Dreissena polymorpha is the source of this 1802-nucleotide messenger RNA. RefSeq lists its product as uncharacterized. Lineage: Eukaryota; Metazoa; Mollusca; Bivalvia; Myida; Dreissenidae. Gene Ontology annotation, cellular component: trans-Golgi network. The record is from RefSeq and is a predicted model, not a curated record. The coding region runs from base 86 to 1147 and encodes 353 amino acids. The transcript has 9 exons.
GUUGACAGACGCUUUAUCAAUCAAGCACCUGUCGAUUUCGAACAACAACAACAACCGGAACGACGAAAUAUUGUUUUAUCUAAUCAUGGACGAUGAAAAAGACGCAGAAACUCAAAAAGAUGAAGAACCCUUAUUAUCACACUUUUAUUGCUUAUUUUUGCACAACAGUGCAGAAUUGAUAAUAAAGAAAACAAAUUUAGACAAUGAAAAAAGCCAGAAGCUGAAGAACCUUCUGGAACAACGAUUGGAGAAAGGCCAAGUGCAUUCAGGAAUUGGAGCUGUACUUCCAUCUGAAAAUGGAGACAAAAGUGGUUGCUACUACAACAGUUUUGAAAGUUCUGGCCAAACUUCAUCAUCAAAAUAUAUUAUAUGUUUAUUGACAGAGGUUGAGCAAACUUUGGACCUAUUCCGGACAGACAUUGACAGACUUUGUUUGGAGCUUAAACCUAGCAUUCAAGCAAUGAAUCCAGAAGGUGAUGUACCAGAUGAUAUCGGGGCUUCCCUCCAAAAUUGGCAUUCAAUUGCAGUGGACUAUAUGGUGCGGUGUAAUCUAGCCCUAGGUGACAACUUGAAGUACCUGGUGUAUGCUGCUCUCAUGGAUCACAAGUUGCAAGUUUCUGGGGGCACAGAGGAAUUGCAGACAGACAUUAAGAGGUUUUAUGCCGCUUGCAGCAUGUCAGACAUACUAAGCCAACUCAGAGAAUCACGGGCAACGCAGGCUGACCACUCCCCAAUGGGCAGCAUUGACAUGCUGACCGAUCUGAACACGACGCAGGCUGAAAGCCAAGCAGCACUGACUGUCAGCAUCACCGAGGACUCCAUCAAACUCGACUCCAGUGAUUGUAACCUGUUUUGUGAAGAAUGGGCCGGCAAACUAGCAAAGGCAGAGUACAGAGAAAAUGCACUGAGGUUGAAACAGAUCAUUGACUUGUUGAAGUUGAAGUUCAUCCAGACCAUGAAUGUGCUGAAAAGACUGCUUAGAGAUGCCGAGAAGGACUUCUACACUCUCUAUAGGACCUUCUUAUUUCUUCGGGAUUCUGGAAACAAUGAAAUUCUGCUGCACUACGUUUCCACGGAGGGCUCAUCAGAAACCGCCAAGGUCUUAGUGGUGCUUCGAGACUUCAUACAAGAGCAAACUGUGCAAUAAGGCAAACAGCCAUAUUGAUCGAUCAUACAAGAAAAAACUGUGCAAUAAGGCAAACAGCUAUAUUGAUCGAUCAUAGAAGAGCAAACCGUGCAAUAAGGCAAACAUCUGUAUUGAUCAAUAAAAUGGGAGUCGAUGAACAAAAAUUAUAUUAUAUAUUAUACAUGACAUUCCUUUGUACAUGAUUUUAAGCUUUCCCUGCUAAGAAGCAAAGUGAACUUGGCUAUAUGCAACCAGCAUAAAACCAGCAUAAAACCAGAACAGCAUGCCAUUAACUUGCAGGCAGUUCAGGCUUUAUGCUGUUUGCUGCACAUCAGAAUCUGAGGUUUGCAAAUGAAGGCUUUUGAACAUAAUCUAGUAAGAAAGGUCUUACAUUAAUUUGAUUUUCUAAGGCAACAAAGGCGUUAAAGUGUAUAUCCGAGUUGUAAAGGGUUAAACUAAUUAAAUAUAUGUACAUUUUAUUGUAUGCUAAAAAAAUUUGUUAUUUUCCCGUCUGCUGUCAUUAACUGUUGUACGUUUGUCGAUUUGUGUGUUAUAAUUAUUAAGUACUGAAUACAAAGGUUGUAAUGUAUAGGAAGUUUGAGUGCAAUAUAUAACCUGUUCAUAUUUGUUAAUAUGGUUGUGAUUACUGUUAUCAAUUAUAAAUCAAUGGCCUAUU